AUGGAUAACAGAAACAGAGCUAAAAGAAUAGCAUUGCAAUCUUCGCCGCCGCCAUCUUCAUCGACUUCAACAAAUGAAGAUUUUUCAAGUGAUCAUUCUUGUUACCAUCCACAGCAAAAUAUAGAAAUUUCCACAGAAUUAGAAGACAGUGAAGAUAAUGAAGAAAGAAGAGAUCCAGAGGGUCCUAUAGGUAACUUGGGGGAAAUAAAUCAUCCAGAUUCCGAUGAACCUGUCAGAGGAAGAAAAAGAGUUCGGAAUUUCGACAGAUGGGCAAAGAAUAUAAGGAAGCGAAAAAGAACUGCAGGCCAAGAAUAUCGCAACGUACGAGGUAGUAUUGUCCCAGCUAAAGUAUUUACACCAGUUGUAUGCAGCUGUAGGUUCAAAUGCAGUGAGCAGGUUUCAUCUGAAAAUCAAGAAGCAAUACACGUAAUGUUUUAUCAGCUCACCUCAUGGGAUGCUCAAACAACAUGGUUGUGCAGCACCAUUAAGACUUUAGAACCAAAACGCCGUAAGCAAAGACAAAAUGCUCAAAAUCCUAGCCGCAUAAAUUAUGUACGCCAAUUCAUGUUGUUGGACAAAAGAGUUUGCAAAAGUUUCUUUUUAAAGGUCAUACAAAUAUCUAACAAAAGAUUAGAUUAUGCAUUACGCAAUAAAAAAUCUGUUUCUGGAAUAGCGGAAAGAGAUAAGAGGGGACAACAUGUACCUGCUAACAAGCUGCCUGAUGAAAAGUUGAACUGGAUUAGCUAG
Molecule: messenger RNA, 747 nt
Organism: Parnassius apollo (apollo)
Lineage: Eukaryota; Metazoa; Arthropoda; Insecta; Lepidoptera; Papilionidae
Source: the annotation of a GenBank genome assembly